Messenger RNA from Thyridium curvatum, 609 nucleotides. RefSeq lists its product as uncharacterized. Gene Ontology annotation, cellular component: ribosome; small ribosomal subunit. The coding region runs from base 1 to 609 and encodes 202 amino acids. Gene Ontology annotation, molecular function: structural constituent of ribosome. Lineage: Eukaryota; Fungi; Ascomycota; Sordariomycetes; Thyridiales; Thyridiaceae. Gene Ontology annotation, biological process: translation. The record is from RefSeq and is a predicted model, not a curated record. The transcript is spliced from 4 exons.
AUGAAGGUGGCCAUGCCGCUCCUGCGGCACCUCCUCGCCCCGUCAAUACGGCAGCCCGUCGCCCUCCGCCGCCCAGCCCUGCCCAAGGCAGCCUCCUCCUCCUCCCCGUCCAUCAUCGCCGCCGCCGCCGCCGCAUCGAAGCGCCCCUUCUCCUCCUCCCCCGUCCGCAGCGCAACCCUCAUGCAAGUCAAGCGAGGCUGCCGCAAGCCCCAGCGCGCGCGCCACGCCGUCUCCCCGGCCCUCUCGGAGAUCGGCGCCCCCGAGCUCAAGGGCGUGUGCCUCAAGGUCGGCAUCACGCGGCCCAAGAAGCCCAACUCGGGCGAGCGCAAGACGGCCCGCGUGCGCCUCUCGAGCGGCCGCGUCGUCACGGCCUACAUCCCCGGCGAGGGCCACAACAUCCAGCAGCACAGCGUCGUCCUCGUCCGCGGCGGCCGCAGCCAGGACUGCCCCGGCGUGCGGUACCACCUGGUCAGGGGGGCUCUGGACCUGGGAGGCGUCGGCGCUCGCGUGAGCAGCAGGAGUAAAUACGGAACCAAGAAGCCCAAGACGGCGUCUAAGCAAAAGUCUUUUCCGAACUUUGACGAAUUCAAAUUUGCAGCAGCUACUUAG